This is a messenger RNA of Salvia splendens (bonfire salvia), 2656 nucleotides long. Its product is annotated as subtilisin-like protease SBT1.4. Gene Ontology annotation, molecular function: serine-type endopeptidase activity. The transcript has a single exon. Bases 88 to 2451 code for a protein of 787 amino acids. Lineage: Eukaryota; Viridiplantae; Streptophyta; Magnoliopsida; Lamiales; Lamiaceae. The record is from RefSeq and is a predicted model, not a curated record. Gene Ontology annotation, biological process: proteolysis.
CAAUUAAAAGCCUCCAAUCACUCAGCACUCCCACUUUAUAGGGCCCGCUUUAGCGUCGCCGAAUAUUCAUUCCCACUCUCGCACAGAAUGAAGCCUCCACCAAACACGCCCCUACUCUCUCUCUACUUCAUCACUCUCUCUCUCCUCCUCCUCCCCUCCUCCGCCGUCUCCUCCUCCGGCCAGGAGACCUUCAUCGUCCACGUCUCCCACUCUCACAAGCCACUCACAUUCUCUACCCAUCGCCAUUGGUACUCCAGCAUCCUCCGCUCCCUUCCACCGCACCACCGCCCCGCCAGAAUCCUCUACACCUACGACCGCGCCGUGCGAGGCUUCUCCGCGCGUCUCUCCGCCGAUCAGGCCGCCGCAUUGCGCGGCGUCCCUGGCGUAGUCUCCGUCGUCCCCGACGCGAUUCGCCAGGCUCAUACCACUCGAACUCCCAAAUUUCUAGGUUUAGCCGAUUCGUUCGGUUUGUGGCCGAAUUCCGACUACGCAGAUGAUGUAAUUGUCGGCGUUUUGGAUACUGGUAUCUGGCCGGAGCGGGAGAGCUUCUCCGAUGAAGGUCUCGGCCCCGUACCGGAGCGAUGGAAGGGGAAAUGCGCGGAUUUCCCCGAUUUCCCUUCGACGUUGUGUAAUAAGAAGAUUAUUGGCGCCAGUGCGUAUUAUUUAGGUCACGAAGCUGCUAGAAACGAAUCGACGGAUGAAUCGAGCGAAUCGAUGUCCCCGAGGGAUACGGAAGGCCACGGCACGCACACAGCGUCGACUGCCGCCGGAGCGGUGGUGAGGAACGCGAGUUUGCUCGGAUAUGCGAAGGGUGAAGCUAGAGGAAUGGCGAUUAAGGCGAGGAUCGCGGUUUACAAAAUCUGCUGGACGAAUGGAUGCUACGAUUCGGAUAUUUUAGCUGCGUUUGAGCAAGCGAUCGAGGACGGAGUGGACGUGAUCUCGCUUUCCGUCGGCGCUUCUGGCUACGCGCCGCAGUACGAUGAGGAUUCCAUCGCGAUCGGAGCUUUUGCAGCGACGGAGAAAGGAAUCGUCGUUUCGUGCUCCGCCGGAAACUCAGGACCUGGCUCCUACACUUCCGUCAACAUCGCGCCGUGGAUUUUGACCGUCGGAGCUUCGUCGCUCGACCGCGAGUUCCCCGCCGAUGUUGUUCUCGGCGACGGCAGAGUGUACGGAGGCGUCUCUCUAUACUCCGGCGAUUCGCUCGGCGAAGUUAUGCUUCCGUUGGUUUACGCCAAGGAUUGCGGAAGCCAGUACUGCUACACCGGCGAGCUCAAUUCAUCGAAAGUCACCGGAAAAAUCGUGAUCUGCGAUCGCGGCGGCAAUGCGAGAGUGGAGAAAGGAGAAGCCGUCCACGUCGCCGGCGGGGCCGGCAUGAUCAUGGCUAACCUAGACGAUUCCGGCGAAGAGCUCCUCGCCGAUGCGCACUUCAUCCCCACCACAAUGGUCGGAGCAUCCGCCGGAGACCAAAUCCGAUCCUACUCGAGCUCAGAUCCAAAUCCAACCGCUACAAUCGUCUUCAAAGGAACCGUCAUCAGCAAUUCCCCUUCCGCUCCCCGCGUCGCCUCGUUCUCGAGCCGCGGCCCGAGCUACCGCACCGCCGAGAUCCUGAAGCCGGACGUGAUCGGCCCCGGCGUCAACAUCCUCGCCGCCUGGACGGGCCACACCGGCCCCACCGGCAUCGAAACAGACACGAGAAGAGUCGAAUUCAACAUCAUCUCCGGCACGUCGAUGUCGUGCCCCCACGUCAGCGGCCUGGCGGCGCUGCUGAAGCAGGCUUAUCCGUCGUGGUCGCCGGCGGCGAUCAAGUCGGCGCUGAUGACCACCGCUUACAAUGUGGAUAACACCGGAAAGAAUCUCACGGACCUCGCCACCGGAGCUGAAUCCAAUGCCUACAUCCACGGGACCGGCCAUGUCGACCCGAACCGGUCAUUGGAUCCGGGUUUGGUUUAUGAUUUGGAAAUUACAGAUUAUUUGGGGUUCCUCUGCACAAUUGGAUAUGAUUCAAAGAGAAUAUCCGUGUUUUCGAAAGAUGCUUCUUCGUUGGAUUGUGAUAAGUUGGGAUUCAAGAAUCCUGGAAAUUUGAACUACCCUUCGUUUUCGGUUGUUUUCAGCGGCGGCGAGAGCGUGAUCACGUACAAGAGGACGGUGAAGAACGUCGGGAAGGCAGCGGGCGCGGUGUACGAAAUGGGAGUGGCGGCGCCGCUGGGGGUGGAGGUGAGUGUGUCGCCGAGCAAACUUGUGUUCGGUGAGAAUGAGGAGAAGUUGUCGUACGAAGUCACGUUCAAGAGCAGCGCCGAAGCCGUGGAUGCAGCCGGAUUUUCGGUGGUGGAUGGAGAAAAGUCUGCGUUCGGGUGGCUGGAGUGGAGCGACAGCGGUGGCCACCGUGUGAGGAGCCAAAUCGCGGUGCUAUGGAAGGAGAGCAGCGGCGCCGCGGCGGUGGCGGCAAUGUGAAGUUGUUGAGGGGAUUGUUGUGCUCUGUUGUUGUUAAUCUUGUGUGUAAAAUAAGGAUUUAAAAGCAAAGGGAGAGUGUUGUUUUCAUGUAGGAUUUGAGAUUCUUGAUCAAGAUUAUGAUUAUUGGAGGUGGAAGAAGCCAAUAUAUUUGGAUUUAUUGCAUUUUUAUAAAGUAUAAACCCUUGAGUUUUCUGUUGUUAUGUAA